AUGCGCUUUUCUUCCUCUGCUCGACCUUUCUUGUCCACCACCACCAUUACAGCUGGUACAAAGCAAUCGAUCCGUCACAUCACCAACACCUCCUCUCGGACACCUCUCACCCCAACCUUCGCUCGCUCCAAAAGCACCCAUCACCCACCCACCCACAUCCCUUCAACAACCAAAUCUCCCGUCCUGCCCAAACCAUCACACAUCGCAUCCACUCUUCCAUCUGAAGAAGUCGACGUCACAGCCACACCUUCCUCCUCACACCCCAAACCACCUCCUUACGCCGGUCCACCCCGUCUCGUCCGUUACGAGCAUCCUUCGCAGUCUCCACUCUCGCUCUAUCCCAGCUCAUACGCACACGCUUCCUACCCAGAUCCCGUAUCGUAUCGCGCGCACCUAUCGAACCGUCGUGCACCAGCAAGUUUGUUCGGACUUUUCCCAAGUACAAGUGUUACAGCGGCUAGUUUGAAGGCUAGUUCGGAUCCAUACGCUUAUUCUGGCAAUACAGGAGGGUCGACAAUCCAGACAAGUAUCCCGACUCCUACGCAAGCAAUCUCAACAGCAAAUAGCACAAUGACGGCCAAUACUUCGUCCAUCGUUGAUGCGACAAAGAGCGGGGAGGCGGAAUUGCAUCAGCGUAAGAAGAAUGCCUCGCCUAACGGUGUCAACGCAGGCACCAAGACUAGCGCUGUUCUCGGUCACUCCCAUUCACACUCACACCAUCAUGGUCAUCAUCACGGCCACGAUCAUGGCUCAGCUGAAGAGGCAGACGCUCUCCUAGCCGCUCUUAAAGGCAAAGGUGAUCGUGGAUCCAACAUUACCCUCGCUGGCUUAGUCUCGAAUAUCGGUCUAUGCGGUGCAAAAGGUGUUGCCGGAGUCUACUUGAACUCUGCUGCUCUACUUGCUGACGCUGCGCAUUCGUUAUCGGACAUGUUUGCAGACUUGGUAACAUUGUUCUGUUGGAAGAUGUCCCAGAAACCUCCUUCCGCCUCCCACCCGCUUGGGUACGGCAAGUACGAAACGAUGGGUUCGCUAGGUGUUUCACUAGUCCUAGUCGCAGGUGCGGUCGGAAUUGGUUUUCAUUCAUACGGACUACUACUGGAAGCAUUGCAGCCAACACUAGCACAUGCUCCAGCAGCGUUGCAAGCAUUAGGAAGUUUCACGGGAAGUAUCGCUAGUUUGCAUUCCCACGAUCACGGGAGCGUAAGUGAUAGCGGAGGAGUGUUGGAUCCAAAUGCAAUGUGGUUUGCGCUAUUGAGUAUCGUCGUGAAGGAAUGGCUGUAUCAUGCAACACUGAAGAUUGCAAAGGAGGAGAACAGCUCGGUUUUGGAAGCUAAUGCACUUCAUCAUCGAUCCGACUCCCUCUCUUCUGCAGUGACCUUCUUGGCUAUUGGUGGGUCUUGGUUAGGUUUCCCAGUGUUGGAUCCACUAGGAGGACUACUAGUGGCGGGGUUGAUUGGUAAACAAGGAGCAGACCUACUCAUUGGAGCACUAGGGGAGUUGAGCGAUAAAGGUGUGGAACCAGAGACGUUGCAAACGUUCGAUGCGGCCAUCGUGGAGGUCCAAAAGAACCAUCCAUUGUUGCUAGGAUGGAAGGAUUUGAGGGCGGUCAAGUCAGGUGUUAGCACAUUUGCUGAUGUUACACUGCAACUCCCGAACGAUGCUACGCUGAAACAGGCAAGUGAAGUCGAAAAGGCGGUAAGGGACGCUAUCGUGGGUUGUGUAAAAGGAGUAAAGGAGGUCAGAGUUCGGUUGGUUACUGUUGAUGCUGAUGUCAACUGA
This is a messenger RNA of Ustilago hordei, 1779 nucleotides long. RefSeq lists its product as uncharacterized. The transcript has a single exon. Bases 1 to 1779 code for a protein of 592 amino acids. Gene Ontology annotation, biological process: transmembrane transport; monoatomic cation transport. NCBI's taxonomy places the organism in Eukaryota, Fungi, Basidiomycota, Ustilaginomycetes, Ustilaginales, Ustilaginaceae. The record is from RefSeq and is a predicted model, not a curated record. Gene Ontology annotation, molecular function: monoatomic cation transmembrane transporter activity. Gene Ontology annotation, cellular component: membrane.